Momordica charantia (bitter melon) is the source of this 3839-nucleotide messenger RNA. The record is from RefSeq and is a predicted model, not a curated record. NCBI's taxonomy places the organism in Eukaryota, Viridiplantae, Streptophyta, Magnoliopsida, Cucurbitales, Cucurbitaceae.
CUCUUAGUACUUCUGAAAAGUGGAAUUUCUGCUUUCUCUUACCCCUUGGUUUUGUAUAGAGAAAUGAGAAUAGGAAACCAAAAGUUAGUAUUUUACAUUUUUAUGGUUUGACAUAUGUUGCAUUUCUACUUCUACUCUGUUUUAUAUGAUUCUUGGUAUAUUCCUUAUCAUAAUUUUCUGUGCUAAAUGUGGUUGGUGCUGAGUGAGGAAUCUCAAAAGUCGACUCCUAAUGGUGUGGUGGUUAGGUUCCAUUUGUAUGCUUUGGGAAAUUUGGCAUAUCUUAACUGAAAUGUUGGCAUGGGUUUGAAAGUUACUAAAUGAGCUUAAAACUCCCUUUAUUGUUAUUUUUUUUACCAUGCUCCAAUGCUACUGCCCUUAAUUUAAUUUGUAAUUCUUCAGGUGUUUUGGUUUAUAUAUUUUCUAUUUUUUUAGUCAAUAUAUUAUUUAAAUUUAUCACAUUAGUUUCUGUUUGGGGAAGCUUAAUUGUGUUGCAGAUUUGUUGUAUUUUUUUGGUUAUUGAGAUCUUUUGUAAAGUUUAGGGCUUUUAUGUAAAUGUCUUAAAUAGUUGUAUCCUAUAAAUACUCUAGGAUCCAAAUGAUUUUAUGCGUGGAGAAUCAAUUAAAACUUCUGUGUAAAUUUGUGAAAUUUUAGCUUUUUCUCAUCGUAUCAGAGCACAUGUGACCUGCGUCAGAAAAAGUUCUUGGGCUUUUCUUGUUUUUGGGCCCUGCACAAAUGUUUCUCCACAAAAUAGAUUUCACAUGCCUUUCUUGAGAUCCUCAUCAUUGCCAUGGAUCCUUCGUUUUUCCUUGGUUCUUCAGCGUCUUCAUCUUCUGUAACUCAAAAAUCAGAUCAAGAAUUGUCUCAUUCUCCGAUCUUUCUCCUUUCGCACAUCUGUACCUUAGUGUCCGUGCGUCUUGAUUCAUCCAAUUAUGUUCUUUGGCGUUUCCAAAUCACGCCGAUUCUGAAAGCUCACUCUCUUUUUGGCUUCAUAGAUGGAUCAUUUCCUUGUCCAGAACGGUCUCUCAAAGAAGACGAUAAAAUCGUUCCAAAUCCGAAAUUUAUUCUUUGGAACGCUCAAGAUCAUGCGUUAAUGACGCUUAUCAAUGCUACCUUAUCACAAAAGGCAUUAUCCCUUGUCGUUGGAUGUACGACUUCUCAACAAGUUUGGAAGUCACUAGAGCGGCGCUAUUCUUCUUCAACCAGAGCUUGUAUAAUCGACCUCAAAUCUGAUUUACGGUGAAUUUCAAAGAAGAGCGCAGAAUCAAUUGAUGAUUAUAUCCAGAGAAUUAAAGGUAUUCAAGACAAACUUGCUGCAGUUUGUGUUCAUUUGGAAGAUGAGGAUGUCAUGAUCUACACAUUGAAUGGUCUCUCUUCUACUACAAUGCCUUUCGAACUAGUUUACGGACGCGAUCUUCCUCCAUCUCUCUCGAAGAAUUACAUGUUCUGUUGAAAGCUUAAGAAUCAGCCAUUAUUGCUCAAAACAACUCACAGGAUCCUUUCUCUCAACAAAUUGCUCUUAUUGCUCAAUCUCGUGCAUUUUCUUCCAAUAACAGAGGGAGAGGUGGUCGACUUUUUAGUCGCCACCAUAGUGGCAAAAAUUCAUCUCCUGGAUGUGGACAUUUGUCUUCUGGUCGUGGUCAUUCGGGAAGUUCUGGUUCUUCUUUUGGAAAUUCAUCCGAUACUCUCCACUAUUCAAAUAAGACUUCUGGCUUUCAAUCUACUGGUUUUGGUGAUUUUUCUUCUAACAAGGUAGUGUGUCAAAUAUGUAAAAAAUUUGGACACAAUGCUUUGGACUGUUACAACCAGAUGAAUUAUUCGUUUCAAGGUCACCAUCCACCUCCUCAGUUAACUGCAAUGGUAGCCUCUUCUAACUCUGUUUGGCUUACAGAUAGUGGAUGUAGCACACACUUAACACCAGAUUUAGCCAAUUUAACUAUCUCUAAUGACUACAAUGGGGGAAGAAGGUAUCACAGUAGGCAAUGGUCAAAAUCUCACGGUUUCUCACUCUGGUUCAGAAAAUCCAACAUAGUUCUUUUCAAGGGACCGUGUCUAAAUGGUCUCUAUCCUAUUACUGCUACGUUGGAUGCAAGAAAAGGAUUUGUUGCACAUCUAGUCGCUAAGGUGUCUCACCUUCUGUGGCAUAAUCGUCUUGGGCAUCCUAGCGCGUCUUCUUGGAGCAAAUGUACAGUCCGGGUCGGCAUCUUUCAUUUCCCAUUGUUCAAGCUACUUGCCAUGGCGAUAAUCUUCCCCGAUUCUCAAAAUACAUCUACAAUAUCCGCUCAGGACCCUUUGUUGCCUUGGCUCUGGUCCAUCAAGGAUGCUCUUGAAAAUUCGACAUCAGGCAAUGCUUCUGGGCCAGAUCUCGCCAAGCUUCUCUCUGAUUGCAUUAAAAAUUUCGGCGGCAAUGUCAAGUACAAAAACGACAUCAGAUUUCUCAAGAUUUGGUUUCUCUCUAUUGGUUUAAGGGAGGAUUUUGAAACCGGCUUCAAAGAAUUGUUGGAGCAGGAGAUAUGCAUUGGCAAUUCUUUGCUUUAUAUUUGGUAUGCAGCGUUCCUUGAAUCCAAGGGGAAGUUACAUGACGCUAACAUGGUUUAUGAGCUUGGCUUGCUGAGGAACGCUGAACCCUUUGAGUGGCUGAAGAAGGCAAAAACAUUGUUUAUUGACAGGAUGUCCGAGUUAGUCAGUAUUCACUCAACGCAAGUGAAUGAUGGUGGCGAGUCCAAUAAAUUUGCAGAAACCUACGUUAAUCCUUGGUCUCCUUCCAUAAUGAAAGAUCUAUUAAGCAAGAUAAAUCCAAAGAUUUUGAAGUAUGAGGGUUACCAUUCAAGCAGUAAAGCUUACUCUAGAAAGAUGGCUCUGAAUUCGUUGCGGAAUUCAUCAAGGAAUAAGACUAUUGAGAUUGGUGGCAAGAGGUACGAGAUCAAAGGUUGUGCAGGUACAGGUGGUUUUGCUCAAGUAUAUAAAGCAUAUGUUGACGGUAACCCAGAAGAUGUAGUAGCCCUAAAGAUUCAAACACCUCCUUUUCCUUGGGAGUUCUAUAUGUAUCGUCAACUUGAUCAACAUGUCACCAUGAAGGAAAGGUCAAGUUUUGGUUGUGCUCAUGCGAUGUAUCACUAUUCCGACUACAGCAUACUUAUUUGUGACUACUUGGCUCAUGGCACAUUACAGGAUGCCAUAAAUUUAUAUGUAGUCCUUGGGAAGACUAUGGAAGAAGUUUUAUGUAUUUAUUACACCAUAGAGAUGCUCUACAUGCUUGAAACUUUGCAUGGCUUUGGCAUUAUCCAUGGUGAUUUCAAACCUGACAAUCUACUUAUUCGUUAUGCAAGAGACAACCUAACAGAAGAUGGAUUUCGGGAACGUAGUGGUCCUUGGCAAGAUCAGGGGCUUUGCCUAGUUGAUUGGGGAAGAGGUAUAGAUCUACACCUCUUUCCUGAAAAUGUAGAAUUUAAAGGAGACUGCCGAACUUCUGGCUUUCGCUGUACAGAAAUGCUAGAGAAUAAACCCUGGAAAUAUCAGGUAGACAUAUAUGGCCUCUGUGUAGUCGUCCACACUAUGCUUCAUGGUUCCUACAUGGACGUUGAUAAGAAAGCAUCAUCUAAUGGUGGCUUUAUUUAUCUACCCAAAACAUCUUUUAAGCGGUAUUGGAACAUUGAACUGUGGAAGAAUCUCUUCACAAAGUUGCUUAAUAUCACGCCAGGUGAUUACAACCAGAAGUUGUUGCAGAGUAUAAGGGUAUCUUUCCAGGAUUACAUGUGCUCCAACCCUCACCUUAUAAGGAAGUUAAAGGAAUUACUUGUAAAACAAAGAGCUUCCUUGUGUACUGCUUAAUCAAGAACACC